GCGUACCAAGUCCCCUGCCUGGAUCUCACUCCACCUUUCAAUCAAAGCUCUAAAACUUCUAUUUAUACAACGGCUCUUCUCUAAACCAAACCUGUUGUCCAUGCCCUGAAGGACGCUGUGGCCGGAAGAGCACCUCUGAGGAGGGAUUCCCCAGUCCCACCAUCCAUCCCAUGAGCUUUUCCCCAGCAGGCUGCCAACCUAACUUGACUCACUGGUGUCCAGCGAGCCAUAAACAAAUGAACAAUUAUCAAGACAAGUCACCCCAAAACCACCGUGCAGCUUGGGAAGGAAAAGAGCUAAUCACAUGGAGGGUUCUAUAUUCGCUUCCCAAGGCACACACUGUCCCCACAUGGCCAAAAACUGCUGUUCCCCUGGGAGGGCCUCUAUCCCCUACAUGCAAUCAAACUAUUCCAGCCGUGUGGAAAUCGCAGUUACACAAGUGGUUUGACAGCCGCAUCCCCCGGUGGGCCUGUACCCCUCCUGGCUAUGUGUUUUUAUGUGGACCACAAAAAAAUAAACUGCCCUUUGAUGGAAGUCCUAAGAGAACCUAUUCAACUCCCCCCGUGGCAAACCUCUUUACUUGCAUUAAUAACAUCCAACAUACGGGGGAAUGUGCUGUGGGACUUUUGGGACCACGGGGGAUAGGUGUGACCAUUUAUAACACCACCCAACCCAGACAGAAAAGAGCUCUGGGUCUAAUACUGGCAGGGAUAGGAGCGGCCGUAGGAAUGAUCGCCCUGUGGGGAGGGUUCGCUUAUCAUGAUGUCACCCUCAGAAAUCUCUCCAGACAAAUAGAAAACAUAGCUAAGAGUACCGGAGAUAGCAUCUCUAAACUCAAGGCCUCCAUAGAUUCUCUAGCAAACGUGGUCAUGGACAACAGAUUGGCCUUAGAUUACCUCUUAGCAGAGCAGGGUGGAGUCUGUGCGGUGAUCAAUAAAACCUGUUGCGUUUAUGUCAAUAACAGCAGGGAGAUAGAGGAGGAUAUAAAAAGGAUCUAUGACCAGGCUACGUGGCUCCACGACUUUGGAAAAGAUGAUUCAGCAGGGUCCAUCUGGGAGGCUCUGAAGUCUGCCCUCCCCUCCCUCAUAUGGUUUGUCCCUUUUCUGGGACCAGCUGCACUUAUAGCCUUCUUUCUCCUCUUUGGCCCUUGUCUCUAUAAUUCACUGAUGAAAUACGUCUCUUCCAGGAUAUGGCAAUUUCACACAGAGCCCCUAGAAAUGGAAAUAGAUCAUCCAAUCUUCCUUGGAGGCCCCAGCACCUACAAGUACAUCUCUCCCUUGGAUGCCAGUGGGCAAAGAUUCUGCAACUACGGAGGGGCUCCUUCCCUGACAGAGAGCAAGAGAGGGAGACCCUGAUGAUUUCUUCGUCCCACGUCAGCAGGAAGUAGUUACGGAAGACCCACGACGUCCUUAUGCCCAAAGCUUUUCAGGGUCUCCAUCUCUUGAGGGGGAAUAUUUUUAGGGUAGGCAGGUAGCCAGACAUGAGCAGGCAAGGAAGCCCCUGGGAAAGGAAUCUUUAGAAAUGCAGCCCACUGAUGUCCUCCU
Rhinopithecus roxellana (golden snub-nosed monkey) is the source of this 1544-nucleotide messenger RNA. Its product is annotated as endogenous retrovirus group V member 2, envelope. The transcript has a single exon. Lineage: Eukaryota; Metazoa; Chordata; Mammalia; Primates; Cercopithecidae. Bases 171 to 1355 code for a protein of 394 amino acids. The record is from RefSeq and is a predicted model, not a curated record.